UUUAUAUAGCAUCAAGAUUGUCACAUCGAAGGCCACAUAAUUUUAUUACUCAGAAAAUACUUUUCGCGUAUUUUACGGUAUGCAUUUAACAUAAUUUGCUAAGGAAUCAUUUCCAGUACAAUCAAAGUGCAUUUUAAGAAUACCUAAAUUCUUAUAUUCUAAAGCGCGUGAAGGUUGUACGCUAUUAACACUACGCAUUUAUCCCUCACGUAAAUAACAAAGGAGGAAGUACUAAAAAUGGAGGACAACCAAAACAUGGAUGAUAUCGAACAAAACUUUCUCACUCAGUUUAGCUCUAUGAUAACUACUGACAAGGACGACCUCAUCAAACAAUUUCAAACCAUCGGAGAAAAUAUGAAUCACUCUACAGCUACCUUUUUCCUGGAUAUGAGCAACUGGAACUUGCAAACAGCUGUAGGGUGCUAUUUCGAUUUCGUAGCAUUUUCUCGCCUCCCAUCGAUGAAGUUUUUGAAUGAUUUAACCGUCGGAAGAGAAGAAAAAGUUACUCCUAAUACACCCUACAAACUAUCUCUACUAGUCCAGAACAAUGGAGAAUCAAACUGGCCUGACGGUACUUAUCUGAGGAAUGAAGUUGAUGAUAGAAGGAUCCCUCUACCUUCUCUUCCACCAAACGACACAACAAUAGUCACGGUCGAUCUAAUUAGUCCUCCAAUCCCAUGUACGUUCACUACUAAGUGGCAGGCGUGCAUGCCAAACGGAACUCAAUUCGGUGAUACGAUUACACUAAGUAAUGAUGUGUGUGAAAGUGGAACGCUUUCAAUUACACAGCAAAUGUCCCAACUGCACACUAUUGCACCCCAAGAUGAUGCAGUACUUGCAACAGCAUCAGCAUCAGCUCAACAGAACCUGCCAUUUGGACCGCUGGAAGAUACUGAAAUGUGGGACUGAGAGAACAAAUGAUGCAUGAUAAUCAAAGAAUGAAGUUCGAUGCGUAUGUUUAAUAUCGUGGAAAAUCAUAUGAAGUUAUUCUUAAUAAAAAAAAUUAUAAUUGAACCUUAUUUUAGGUUAUGAAUAAGGUAUUAAAAAUUGUCCUUGUAA
Messenger RNA from Uranotaenia lowii, 1059 nucleotides. RefSeq names its product protein ILRUN. The transcript has 6 exons. Gene Ontology annotation, cellular component: phagophore assembly site. The record is from RefSeq and is a predicted model, not a curated record. The coding region runs from base 238 to 909 and encodes 223 amino acids. Gene Ontology annotation, biological process: macroautophagy. Gene Ontology annotation, molecular function: ubiquitin binding. Lineage: Eukaryota; Metazoa; Arthropoda; Insecta; Diptera; Culicidae.